GCCGGGCUCUCACCGCUGAGGUCUGCAACAACAAGCUGAACAACAUAGUGCUCGAGAAUCUGUGUCCGAAGUGGAUCGGCAGAGUUCUCCAAAAGUCGUCUCUCGAGGCCUGCGUCUUUGGCUCUCACUGCACAUCACCAUGGCCACCGCCAUCACUAUGGCCACCGGCACCACUAUGGCCACCGACAUCUCGCCCGUCGCGCUCGCGACCGCUGCCCUUGGACUCGUCAUCGCGCUCCUGGUGCUCAAGCGCAUCGUUCCUCCGGCGGCGGUCCGCGUCCUCCCUGGACCAGAUCAAGCCCACUGGCUGUAUGGCCACGAGUGGGACGUCUAUCGUCACCCGGCCGGGCGACUAUGGAACGCCUGGUCGAGGUCGUACGGUGCUGUGUUCAGAUACCGAAACGCCUUCUUCAACGGGUGGACCAUCGCCGUGGCCGACCCAGCAGCUGCCCGGGCCAUCCUGCAAAACGACGGUGUGGCCUUCCACAAGCCGCCGUUCAACCGCGCGACCAACGAGCGCCUGCUGGGCCGUGGGGUCAUUUGGGCGGAAGGCCAAGAUCACCGGCAUCAGCGCCGCCUUCUCAGUCCGGCGUUCAGCAACUCAUCGAUCAAGGCUGUUUCUGGCGCGUUCUACCGCACCGCAGAGGAUAUCAAGGACGCGUGGCACGCCCUCCUCGACGGCACGGGUGACGAUGUGGUCAACGUGGCCGAGUUCAUGUCGUCCGCGGCACUCGAUGUCAUUGGCGCCGCUGGGUUCGAGCACGACUUCAAGGCCGUCCGCUCUGCCACGGCUGAAGCCCGCUCCGUGACUGACGGGUUGGCGGCUGCCCUCGGCGCUCCGCCGAGCUUCAAGAUCUUCGCUUCCCUCACACUUGCGAAAGCCUUUCCGACCAUCUUUAACCACGCACCGUUAAAGGCGAUCCGCAACCAGCGGGCGUCCAAGGCCGCGAUUGACAAGGUCGCAAGAGGCGUGCUGUCGCGGGUUGAGGCGCAGGGUGCCAGUGAGGGCAAGAGCGUGCUGUCCAUCCUUCUCGCCGAGCGAGCGAAGGGGUCUGGCCUCGACGACAGGCAGAUCCUUGACAAUAUUUCAACCAUGAUCACGGCGGGUCAUGAGACCACCGGCAUCACCCUCUCAUUUGUACUGUACGAGCUCGCACGACACCCAGACAUCCAGGCUCGCGUGCGCGCCGAGCUAGUAACACACUCGCCGACCCUUGAGCAGCUACAGGACGGUGCCGCGCCGCUCCUCGACGCCGUGAUCAAGGAGAUCUUGCGCCUGUACCCCGCCAACAUCCGCAUCAUCCGGCGUGCAGAGCGGGACACGGCGGUGCCACUCGCCUUUCCCCUGCAAACUUCCAAGGGCACACUCAACUCCAUCGUCAUACCAGGCAACACGGACGUCGUUCUCCCCAUCACAGCCAUCAACCGCCUCGAGUCGUGCUGGGGGGCCGACGCAGAUGCCUUCCGCCCCGACCGCUGGCUCGAUGACGGCAGCAUUCCCGAGGCGGUGAAGCACCUCCCCGGAGGAUACGACCACAUCUUCACCUUCAUCUCUGGCCCGCGAGCGUGCCUCGGCAUGCGGUUCGCCCUUGCCGAGAUGCGUGUGAUCCUCUCCACGCUUCUGACCAACUUCUCCUUUACGCCCGACAGCGAGAGGCCGUUGGAUAUUGUGUCGCCGACGCAGAUCAUGCUGCGUGCGCAGGAUGCUGAGAGGGGAGUGUAUGGCGUGCCGCUUGUGAUCAGGCGUUUGGAUUAG
Molecule: messenger RNA, 1756 nt
Organism: Vanrija pseudolonga
Lineage: Eukaryota; Fungi; Basidiomycota; Tremellomycetes; Trichosporonales; Trichosporonaceae
Product: Cytochrome P450 monooxygenase FUM15
Exons: 5
Coding region: 140-1756 (538 amino acids)
Molecular function (GO): monooxygenase activity; oxidoreductase activity, acting on paired donors, with incorporation or reduction of molecular oxygen; heme binding
Source: RefSeq, a predicted model, not a curated record